Megalops cyprinoides (Indo-Pacific tarpon) is the source of this 2048-nucleotide messenger RNA. Its product is annotated as protein CDV3 homolog. The transcript is spliced from 5 exons. Gene Ontology annotation, cellular component: cytoplasm. The coding region runs from base 216 to 911 and encodes 231 amino acids. The record is from RefSeq and is a predicted model, not a curated record. Lineage: Eukaryota; Metazoa; Chordata; Actinopteri; Elopiformes; Megalopidae.
UCAGCGGUUCAGAGUUACCGAACCAAUGUCGCUAGCCAGCCAGCGAUGAGCCAGUCCUUCUUCACCUAAACACGUGAAAGGAACAUCGUAAAUGAUUCCCAUCAAGUAGAGUCGUCGUGACGGCAUUAUAUCGAAACGUUGAAGCUGGUUCGCUAUCCAGACACUGAAGGAGUUCAUAAUAUAUAAUACACAGCUAUAUAUUUUUUUUAGCAAAAAUGGCGGAAAUUGCUAGCACUUGUGCGGAGAAGAGCUUGGACGAUUUCUUCGCCAAGCGGGAUAAAAAGAAGAAAAAAGAAAAAGGCAAGGGGAAGGAGCAGGCACUUACACCCGGAGCCGUUAAUCAGAAAAAGGGCAAAAAGGAAAAGGAGAAGUCUACGAAAAGCGAAAAUCAGGACGCGCAGGUAGAGAAGGAGGACGAGGAGUGGAAGGAGUUCGAGCAGAGGGAGGUGGACUACAGCGGCCUCCGGGUCCAGGCCCUGCAGCUGAACGAGGAGAAGGAGGAGGAGGAGUACGAGAAGGAGGAGGUGGGCGAGGACGGAGAGAUCAUUCUGGUGAGCGGAGACAAAGUGUCCGGCCCCUGGAACAAGUCCGCAGCUGCGCCCACGACGGCGCCACCCGUGGCAGAGGUGGAGGCCCCAGAGCCGAAAACGGCAGGAGUGUACCGGCCCCCAGGGGCACGGCUGACCACCACAAAGAGGAGCCAGAACCAGGGGCCCCCGGAGAUCUACAGUGACGCCCAGUUCCCCUCACUCCUGUCUACCGCCAAACACGUGGAGACGCGCAAAGACCGCGAGAUGGAGAAGACCUUCGAGGUGGUGAAGCACAGGAACCGGGCGAGGGACGAAGGAGGCCCGGCUUCGGCGCAGCAGCUGCAGCUGGACAACCAGUACGCCAUCCUGGGGGACAAGUAACCCCGCACCUGCCCCGCCCCCACCCAGCAAGACCCCGCCCCUCGCCUGGGAGGGGGAGGAAACUCGAACACGUAUGGGUGUGGAUCACCACCGGACUGCACCCACACGCUCUGGCACAGAUACACCGGGCUGGCACAGGCCACCACCUCACCUGGAGGGCCUACACUGAAAACACCCCUUUUUUUUUCAAAGGCCAGUGGCAACUGGGGGGGCGGGGGAACUCAGUUUAGAACUUCAAUCUGUGUGUGAAAAUUUAAUACUUCAGCAACCAUUUUAUUUUUACCGUGGACGUAUAGAAGCGGUGCCACACGGGGGGGGGGGGGGGUCUCCGCUUUAGAAACGGUCACUCGGGGAACCCCCAUCCCUCCCCGCGGGGCUUGAGCCAUCCGGCAAGCGGGGAGGGGGGUCGUCGAUGGAUUUAAACUGCUGUUACUCGCAGCGAUUUGGCGGGCGGCGUGCUGGCCGAGUUGCGCACGGGCUGGGCGCGGUAAUGGCGACGGGGGCGUGGAGCUGCAGCGCGGGACGGAGGGGAGACUACCUCAGGUGAACCUCAGCCUCGGCGUUGCCGGGAGACUGCGCUUGAUCGGCGGCGCUUUUUUUUUUUUAAACGCACACUCGAGACUCCAGACCCGAUCCGCCUGUAGAGUGGCGACUCCGUAGAACCUGUCAGCAAGGAAGGAAAAGGUUUUGAUCUGCUUUACACAGUAAAAAAAAAAAAAAAAACUAUUUAAAGUGGCCUUAUUGCAAACAGAAACGGGGAUGCUGUGACCUGUCCUCCAAGGAGAAGCUUGCUUUGUUUUACCGGCUGUAACUCGAUCUUGGGACUUACCACUCUGACAUCACAACCCCCCCCCCCAUCCUUGUGUGAAUGCAGAGCUGUAUCUUUUGAGUACCCGGCAGAACACACCGACGAACCUCUCCUGGUUUUUCCACUCCCCACCCCCGCAUUCUCCCCACCCGUCGCUCUCCUCCUCAUACUUUUACUUUGUCAACAUUGGCAAACCAUUUUCAUCGUCAACAUUAAAGGUGUCAUUUCUAAUUGGACCGCGUUACGUUUUUAAAUGCUCUCCCCACUGGUUGUUUUUGUUUUUCUCAUCUUUGAGGUUAUUGUUCUGCGUCUGAGCUUGCAUUUGUUGG